AACAUCAGCGUUUUUGGAAGGCGUUAUGUUAAGACGCUGUAAGGGUGAAGGGUUUGAUGCAGCAGGAGUUUGUCCAAGCUAAAGGAGAUAUUCAAACGCUCCUGUUUUUGCUCUUCUGUGGGUUGUUUCGGCACCAGGUACACCCUCAGACCACAAAAAAAAACAGAUCACAAGUGGAGCAUCAAUUUUUGCACGCACUGCUGUUACAAAUGAACUGAUGUAAUAUGUUCACACCUGCACAGCAGUGACUUGGGGAAACACGCUGAUACACAUGACGAAUCGGGCCAGACAUGGAUAAAUAUGUGAAGGUGAAGAAGAUCGGAGAGGGCUCUUUCGGGAAAGCCAUUCUGUUCAAGUCUAGGGAGGACGGUCGCCAGUAUGUCAUCAAGGAGAUCGGGAUCUCCAGGAUGUCUAAUAAAGAGAGACAGGAGUCACGCAAAGAAGUGGCCGUGUUGGCUAACAUGAGCCAUCCCAAUAUUGUGCAGUACAAGGAGUCGUUUGAAGAGAAUGGUUGCUUGUAUAUCGUGAUGGACUACUGCGAGGGAGGCGACCUCUUCAAGAAAAUCAAUAACCAAAAAGGCCUUCUUUUCCCUGAAGAACAGAUACUCGACUGGUUUGUGCAGAUAUGUCUGGCUCUUAAACAUGUACAUGAUCGUAAGAUCCUCCACAGGGAUAUCAAGUCACAGAACAUUUUCCUGACUAAAGAUGGUACAGUGCAGCUAGGAGACUUUGGGAUUGCCAGAGUUUUAAACAGUACCGUGGAGUUGGCCAGGACCUGCAUCGGGACACCUUACUAUCUUUCCCCAGAGAUUUGUGAAAACAAACCAUACAACAAUAAAAGUGAUAUUUGGGCCUUGGGAUGUGUCCUAUAUGAAAUGUGCACACUUAAGCAUGCAUUUGAAGCUGGGAACAUGAAGAAUUUGGUGCUGAACAUCAUCCGAGGUUCAUACCCCCCAGUGUCGGUGCAUUACUCUCAGGAUCUGCGUGCACUCUUGGGCCUGCUUUUCAAACGCAACCCCCGGGAGAGACCCUCCAUUGGUGCAAUACUGGACAAGCCGUUUCUCGCACGCAGAAUCCAGAAAUUUCUCUCCCCACAGCUCAUAGCUCAGGAAUUCAGCCAGCCUUCUCUCAUCAAACAACCCAAAAUAAGUGUCGCUCAGGGAGUCCCAGCCAAGCAUCCAAUCUCUGGUCCGGCAAGUGUCGCCCCUUCUCAGAAAAUCACCAAACCAGCUGCCAAAUACGGAGUGCCUUUAACAGCAAAGAGAGCUGCUGAUGCUGUGCGAAAACCAGCUGAUGCAGCCAGGAAACCAGUAGAGAAGAAAAUUUGGCUCAAACAGGCUCCCCCUCCAGCAGCAGUUCAAAGGCGAAUGAGUCGAAUGGAGGAGGAGAGGAGGAAGCAUGAGGAAGGAGCAAGAAAAAAACGGAUGGAGCAGAUGGAACGAGAGAGGAAACAGCGAGAGCAGAUGUUUCUCCUGAAGGCAGCUCAAAUGAAACGAUUCGAGAGGGAAAAGCUUAAUAGGAUCAACCGUGCUCGAGAGCAGGGCUGGAGGAAUGUCUUAAGCUCCAGUGGAGGCAGCAGCCCAGAGAGGAAGUUUUUUGCAGGUGGAGGUAUGGGAGCACUUCCUACUCCUGUACCAAGCCUCUCUCCUCUCCCCGGAGCUGCCCAUGUGCCAGGUCCAGUCAGAGGAUCCAAAGCUUCUGGAGACGGCAACCAGGCAAAGGUCGAACUAAACCAUGGCAUGGAUAACGGGCACGAUCAUUACUCUGUCAAGGGCCAGGCACGGAGGACGAGUCUCCAAAAUGAGACUGUCAUAAAAAACGACUAUGCCAACAGGUCUAGGCUAAGGGCUCAGGUAGUGGCAGGGAGGGCCAAACAGGUUGAGGAGUUCCUGCAACGCAAACAGGAAGCCCUACUCAAUAAAGUCCGUGCAGAAGGCCAGCUGGAGUAUUUGACUCGGCUGAGACAGAUCAGACUGCAGAACUUCAAUGAGCGACAGCAGAUUAAAGCGCGUCUCAGAGGAGAGAAGCGUGAUGGUGAGGGUUCAGACAGUCAAGAGUCUUGUGAGGAGUUUGAGCUCCGGAGGAAAAAGAUCGAAGCUCUGAAGGCGCAGUCGAAGGCCCGUGCAGCUUUCCUGAAAGAGCAGCUAGAGAAGAAACGAAGAGAGGCUUAUGAGAAAGAAAAGAAAGCGUGGGAAGAGCAUCUCGCUGCUCGAGGAGUAAAAGUUGACAUCGGACCACAGAAAGGGGCUGUGCCUCCACAACCUGACCACAUCUCUCAGGAUGACAUUGCUAAAGCCACACCCUCUUCUAGACCGACCACUCCAGCCAUCUCUAUGACUGCAGCACUUAAGGAUGUGGGCGUGACUUUGUCUGGGCAGAAAUUACCAGUAAAGGAAGAUCCCUUAAAAGUCGAGACAUCAGAUGCUCAGAGUGAGAGAAAGGAGAUUCUGCGCAGACUGAAUGACAAUUUAAAGGCUCACCCUUCCAAAGAAGAGGACGAGCAAGAGACGGCAUCUGUCAGCGAGCCAGGCCCCAUCCCUCAGCCCUGCCAGCCUGUCCCAGAUGAAAGACCACAAACUGGGGGUGAUAGACGAAAAUGGGAGACUGGAGCUCCUCCUGUACUCUCAGUAGCGCAGUACACACUGGAGGACACGUGUAGCACUUUGACAGUGUCUCAAUCAGAAUCUUCGGAGGCGAGUCCUGUCUCUGGUGGUGACAGGAAGAAGUGGCAGCCUGAUGAUGCUCCGCUUGCUGUGGCUCAUCAGACUCUGCACGACAGUAUUAUCACUACAGCAGAACAGACAACAGGUGAGGUCAUCCCUGCGGAGCCCUGGCAAGGGGCGGUGCUAAGGAAAGCAUGGGGGCAGACCCCUGUUUCAGAAGUUUUAAAAGUUCUCGAAGAGGCCGAACUACAGCCACUCACCCAGUGCCUGGAUAACAGCAGUGUUUGUGACCGCACACACACUGAAAGCCUUCAGCCUACAUUAGGACCUUCAGAUGAUCCUAAUGGAGUUAAACUGGGGCCUGACCCUCAGCCAAGCCAAGCUGUCACUGACCAAAGCCAAGAAGAGCAACCCACCAUCAUGCAGAACCGAGAUAAAGAACUUGCCAUUUACAAGGAUGAGGAACAAGCUCUUACUGACCAGGACCAAGACCAGCACACUCCCACUGACCAGGAUCAAGACCAGCAAACUUCCACUGACCAGGACCAGCACACUCCUGCCAUUUGUCAGGGUCAUGACCAAGUGCAAGAAUGUCCAAAGAAACAGUCAGACAUAGUGGUGAUGAGCAGUCAAGAGCUAAAACCAGGCUCGCCUGAAAAGAGUCUCCCUGAUGAAAAAAAGUCUGAGGAAACCGAUGAAGUGGAGUGUUUGUUUCUGAAGGAGGAUCUUCUGCAAAAAUCCAGACCUCCAGCUGAAGUGGUAAAUGCUUGGGAACAGAAGGUCCUCCAACCAAGGCCAGAAGAAGACAGUGCGGUACUGGCAGAGAAGCAGAAUGAUGAAGCACCCCAAAAUGCAGAGGAUGAAAAACAAGUUGGGGUUUCAGUGCCUGGAGAUGCUGCGUUUGUGAAGCUAAGCUGUAGUCCAGCUCACCGGCGUGCAAUGGCACUGUCUACCAUGUCUGCCCAGUCCUCUGUGGAAGACACCUCGUCCUCGGUGGCCUCCCGCUCGCGCUCCGUCUCACCAUUACGCCGACAUGAUGACUCCCUUUUGAUCGGCCUUUCCACAGGCCUUUUUGAUGCCAACAAUUCUAAGAUGCUGAGGACAUGCUCUUUACCUGAUCUCGGUAAAAUCUUCAGCGGCUCUACAGAACCCAACGGUGCCUCGGCCCAUGACCACAAUCUGGAGAUCGAGGAUGAGGAGUCUGACACAGAUGCAUAUGAGGAUGAAGAUCUGCGAGAGCUCAGAGCCUCUAUGGAGAGACUGCUGCAACAGCAACGAAGUGAUGAUGAAGAUGAUGAUGAAGAGAACGGUGUGUCUGACAGAAGUCCUCCCGAUGAAGACGACCAUGCUGAAUCAAACGGUCAGAGCAAGAGCAGUCCGGUGGAGGAUACCUUGAAGAGCGGAGUAGCUCUGGACGAGGAUGAAGACAAUCCAGACAGAAGUCCAGAAGAAGAGUCUAGUAACGGGCAUAAUGCAGAGGAGGAUGAAGAGCAGAACAGCGAGGGGAACCUCAAUGAGGAGUGGCAGUCAGAUGACAGUGAGGAAGAGGGGACGAGUGUUUCAGAGCAGCAGGAGAGUAUAUUCAGUCGUCUGGAAGAGCUGAGGUUCAAUCUGGAGCAGGCCAUGGGCUUUGAUCACUUCAUCCAAGCCUACAACAAGAUCAAGGCAAUCAUUGAAGACGAGGACUCGAGCAUUGCUGUGGGCCCUAACGUGGUACAAAGCAUUCUGGGACCUGAGCACCAGCACCUGUAUCCCAAAAUACUGCACUUAGUGAUGGCAGACGGAGCGUAUGAAGAAGAUAACGAUGAAUAAGUUGGCGCUUAUCCUCCCGUUACCGGUUGCUCAGGACAAUCUGCUGGCUCUGAAGUCUUCCCAUGAUGCUGUGCAUGAAGCAGACGGAGUGUCACUGGAGUGUUACUGCCAUGUCCAACAUCAAAAGAAUGAGUGUAAAUAAAAUGUAAUCUUAAUAUUAUUUAACCAAAGCUUGAUGGAGAGAGAGAGAUGUGCAUUUCUAACAUGUGACACUAUAUGUGAGAAUUUUUCACCACUUAGCAUUUACAAGCAGUCAAAGCCAUGAGUGGCCUGGGUCAAAGGUCAUGGGACCAUUGUAUCCUUCCUGCAUCAGGUAUCCUUUCACACAAUCCAGUCUCACGUUGUAUACAUAUGUGCGCGCACACACACACCGAGUACACAUCCUCUUUUUCUACUUUUUGUAGUAAGGAAAGCCUUUUACAGAACGACUUCAUAAACUGUUCAUUCCUGUUCUUUCCAUGCUUCCGGUUCCGGUGUUUACGUUUCACACGGCGAGCAGCCACAUGUAUUGGCUAAUCGAUGUUAACGCUUAACGUGUGCAUGCAUUAUACACACGGCAUGCUGUUGCACUUCUUCUGUAAUGUCAGCAAUUGAUGUCAUUGUAGGAAAUGAGUGUGUGGAAGCGGUCCGUAAAAGAUGUUCAGUAAAUUAUCUAAAGUCAAAAGCAUAAGUCUAAAGACUUAAAAGGAAACGAAACACAUUUAAAGCUAUAUGUGUAGUAAAAUGUCUUUCAAAAUGUUCGUCUUUGUAUUCUCAAAUAAAAAUGCUUAAUUUUUAA
Messenger RNA from Clarias gariepinus (North African catfish), 5253 nucleotides. It is a transcript of the gene nek1, whose product is annotated as NIMA-related kinase 1. The record is from RefSeq and is a predicted model, not a curated record. Gene Ontology annotation, molecular function: ATP binding; protein kinase activity. Lineage: Eukaryota; Metazoa; Chordata; Actinopteri; Siluriformes; Clariidae. Gene Ontology annotation, biological process: protein phosphorylation. The coding region runs from base 291 to 4475 and encodes 1394 amino acids. The transcript is spliced from 36 exons.